This is a messenger RNA of Pomacea canaliculata, 937 nucleotides long. Its product is annotated as FK506-binding protein 2-like. Gene Ontology annotation, molecular function: peptidyl-prolyl cis-trans isomerase activity; calcium ion binding. The coding region runs from base 132 to 806 and encodes 224 amino acids. The transcript has 4 exons. Lineage: Eukaryota; Metazoa; Mollusca; Gastropoda; Architaenioglossa; Ampullariidae. The record is from RefSeq and is a predicted model, not a curated record.
GCUUGUGUUUCGACAGAAGACAAAUCGCCACGUCGAGUACAGCGUGUAUUUAACUAGCCCCGUGCCUCGCUGUCUGCCUUGUAGGUCGGUCGACUCGAGAACGGUGUCUUCGUAACUAAAGUGACAACAAUAUGGCCACUUUGCGAAUUAUCCUGAUUGCAUGUAUUGGAAUCGUCUGCUUCUUAGGUCUGCCUUCAAGUGCAGACGACGCUUCCUCAGAAGAAAAAGUUGUUCAAGAAGUUCUUUUCAUGCCAGAAAAAUGCGAACGGAAGACUAAAAAACAUGACAUGUUGUCCAUGCAUUAUACCGGCACUUUAACAGCCACUGGUGUGAAGUUUGAUUCCAGCUUAGACAGAAACCAGCCAUUUGAGUUCCAGCUGGGAGUUGGCCAGGUGAUACAAGGAUGGGAGAAGGGACUACUUGAUAUGUGUGUUGGAGAGAAAAGAAAACUUACAAUACCCCCCAGCCUUGGGUAUGGAGAACAAGGAGCAGGAGAAGUUAUUCCACCCAUGUCAACACUGACAUUUGAAGUAGAACUUCUUGACAUAAAGGAUGGAGCUGUUCCGCCUAAUGUAUUUAAGCAAAUUGAUGCUAAUGGAGAUCAGCUGCUUUCUCAGGAAGAGGUGUCUAACUUCCUGAAGGAGCAAGCCAAGAGUGCACAGAACGUCCCAGGUGGGCCUCCCCCAGAUGUUAAUGAUGAGCAACACAAUACUAUUGUGUCUCAAAUUUUUGAACAUGAAGAUAAAGACAAAGAUGGCUUUAUUUCUCAUGAAGAGUUCAGUGGUCCAAAACAUGAUGAGCUUUAGGGCCAUUUCAUUUAGUGCUUCAUUUAAUUUUUUUUAAAAUUUCUGAGGUAUAGAGAGAUGUAGGGAGAUAGAGAUAAAAAAAAAGAUCUUUUCACGAGGAAAGUUCUGAUUCAAAAACCCUGAAGAGUUUA